Molecule: messenger RNA, 2034 nt
Organism: Colossoma macropomum (tambaqui)
Lineage: Eukaryota; Metazoa; Chordata; Actinopteri; Characiformes; Serrasalmidae
Gene: znf830
Product: zinc finger protein 830
Exons: 1
Coding region: 127-1188 (353 amino acids)
Biological process (GO): nuclear DNA replication; mitotic DNA damage checkpoint signaling; mitotic DNA replication checkpoint signaling
Cellular component (GO): spliceosomal complex; nucleus
Molecular function (GO): nucleic acid binding; zinc ion binding
Source: RefSeq, a predicted model, not a curated record
UGUGUGUGGUCUUUCGGAGUUCAAUGGAGGAAAAUCUUUCUUUCCUUCCGCUGUAGAACAUGAUAAACAUCACCAUCGCUCCGUCUGCGGCGCGUCUUCGGCUCCAGCACUGAGAGGCAGAGCAGCAUGGCGUCUAAGGGGAAGAAGGCGGUGAGUCAGGAGGAGCUGCGGCGCCUCAUGAAGGAGAAGCAGCGCGCGGCGGAGCGGCAGCGGCGCGUGCAGUCUCCUUUCGCCAAGUACACGAGCGCGGGGCGGCUGAUGUGCACGCUGUGCGGAGAGCAGGUGAAGAGCGAGGCAGUGUGGCAGGCGCACGUGCUGGGCAGGGGGCACAAGGAGAAAGUGGGGCGGUUGAAAGAGGGGCAGGGGCAGGAGCAGGAGCAGGAGCAGGGGCUAAAGAGGAAGAAGGAGGAGGAGGAGCAGCAGGGAGCGGGGAAGAGAGCGAAGGAGGAGAGGAAGAAAGAGGAAGAAGGAGCAGGGAAGGAGGCCAAGAGUCAAAAGGGGCUGCCGGCAGGUUUCUUCCAGACCAAAGGCGUGGCUGGGCUUGGGCUUCUUGCUGGACAGUAUGGUGAAGAUGAUGAUGAUGAUGAAGAUGAGGAGGAGGAGGAAAAGGAACAGAAGGGAAAAAGUGAUACUGUUAACGCUGGGCUGAAGCCGCCAGGUGGCGCUGCUGGGCUCCCUGCAGAUUUCUUUGAGUCCGCUGCCCCCGGCGGGACCCCCUCGAAGACCACCGGGGAGGAAGAGGAGAAGGUGGAAGAGAAGGAGGAAGAGGAAGGGGAGGGUAAGGGGGCCAAGCCCGAGCUGCAGCUGCCCGAAGGCUUCUUCGAUGACCCGGUGAGGGAUGCACGUGUGCGCAACGUGGACACGCCACGUGAGCAGAUGGACCGCGAGUGGGAGGAGUUCCAGAAGGAGAUGCGCCUGGUCAACAGUGCCUCGGACGCCAUCGUGGCUGAGGAUGAUGAGGAAGGCCGCAUCGAGCGCCAGAUCGAUGAGAUCGAUGAGCAGAUCGAGUGUUUCCGCAGAGUGGAACUCCUCAGGGCCAAACAGGAGGCUGCUCAGGUCAAGACGGCCAAGCAGAGGGCAGCGGCGGAGGAGGAGGGCCGAGAGGCCGCUGAGAAUGAUGAGGAAGAUGAAGAGGAACUGCUGCAUGUGUUGUCGAGAGACUGGAGAGCUAAAGGAGCGCUGGCGUAGCACCCACUGCUUCUCCUGAGCUCCGAUGAAGAACUGCUGAAGUGACACCAGGCUGAUGAGCAGUGGUUCUGCUCGAAGGACACCUCAGCAGUCACGCUGAAGGUCACCAGACUGCGCUGACCCUCCAGGACCGCACUUCGACACCCCUGAACUAAACUGUGGGCUUCUGUAAAAUACUGAAACUUACUUUUCCAUUGUUCUGGUUGUAUAAAUGACAAGGUUAUUUGUUGUCAACAGAUGUUACAAAUCCUGUCACCCUGGGUUAUAUUUUCUUAUUGUUCUCCAUUAAAUCUAAAAUUCAUUAUGUAACGUUGCAAGAGGUUUUGAAAGCUAAUUGUGGGUUUCCAGUCCUAAAACAAGGGGAGUUUCACAUGACUACCAUGUGUUCCACCUUGGUAGCCUAUCCACCCCAACCAAAACACUGUUUUUUGUCUUUUUUCACAUUACAUCACCAAUCAAACAAUAAAAAUCCAGGGUUGGGCAAGAUGGCAAAAAUACAACAUCAAGAUACUUGAAGACAUUUUCACGAUACACAGUGUGCAUCUCAAUAUGUAGUUUUUCUGACGUUUGAUUAGUUGUAACUGAAAAAAAAACAGGACCAGUAGAGCCACAUUGAAGAGUAAUAUGAAAAACUGCAUACAAAAAUUUUUUUGGUUCAAUGUUUCACACACGUUGCACUCAAUACAAAUAACAGUAUAACUAUGUCGAAACAUGAUGAAACAUGCAGUCGGUCAGCGUCCUUUAACUACUGAUGAUGUCCACGAUAUGCUCGGGUAAGCAUGUUGUGAUGUAACGUAUCACGAUAAUGAUAAAAUAUCGUCAUAUUGCCCAGCCCUAAUUCAACCC